CGGCUGCUUCCUGGGAUGCAGGAGGAAUUAGAACUGGUGGAGGAUGUCUGGAGAGGGGAAGCACAGGACCUUCUUACCCAAAUUGCACAGCUGCAGGAGGAGAAUAAACAACUGAUGACAAACUUGUCUCACAAAGACAUUAAUUUCACAGAAGAGGAAUUUCAGAAGCAUGAAGGAAUGUCGGAGAGAGAGCGGCAAGUCAUGAAGAAGCUGAAGGAAGUGGUAGACAAACAGAGGGAUGAAAUCAGAGCAAAGGACCGGGAACUCGGACUUAAAAAUGAGGAUGUAGAGGCUCUUCAGCAGCAACAGAACAGAUUAAUGAAAAUUAACCAUGACCUGCGGCACCGGAUCACUGUCGUUGAGGCUCAGGGGAAGGCGCUGAUUGAGCAGAAGGUGGAGUUGGAAGCAUAUCUGCAAACCAAGGAGCAGGAGAUGGGCAACCUGCGAGCAGAGCUGGGGAAACUGAGAGAAAAACUGCAGGGGGAGGACAGCCAAAAUGGGGAGGAAGUAAAGGCAGAACCAAACAAUGAUGACUGCCUCUCAGAGUCAGAAAAGAUGGCAAUGGACUUAAAAGAUCCGAAUCGUCCAAGAUUCACCUUGCAGGAGCUCCGGGAUGUCCUUCAUGAGAGGAAUGAAUUGAAAUCUAAAGUGUUUUUACUUCAAGAGGAGCUUUUAUAUUACAAAAGUGAGGAAACAGAAGAAGAGACUAGAUCCCCUCAACCUACACCCAUAAUUCAGUCAAAACCCUCAACUCAGCCUGAAUCUGGAAUCAAACGACUGAUCUUUACAGCCAUAAUGCCCAUGGUAGCAGCUGGAUUGAUUCCAGACGAUCCCACAUUGCAGCCAAUAAGAAGACUUGUGUCCCUUGUUUAGUUUCUUCUCUCGUGAUAAGAAACGUAUGCAGGCAUCACAGAAAAAUGUCCACUUCCAGGAUACUUUUGGAGAAUGGUCAAAUUCAAAUAAAGAUGACUCCUACACCGAACAAGGACAAGAAGCUCUGCAGCACCUGUGACUAAAACCUUGAGGUGUUCGGUUUACCGCAGUAGAUCUCGACAGUCUAGUAACAAGAAGCUUCCGUAAGCAAAUCCGGCAGCUCAUCACUUUUAUUUGCCUUGCACACCUCAGUGGUUGUGUUUCAGAUGUACUCGUCAAAAGGGAUCCCUCACUGUUUACUUGGUGCCUGUUUGCUGAAAACAGAAUCCAAGCUUUGUAGUAACAGCCGCCGAUACCCUGGGACAUCGAAGCUUCUAGAUGACUUGUUUUGUGCUGAGUAACAAGUCUAUGGUCUUGUUCAUGCAUUAACUACAGUAACACAAGCUUCUUUAAACCAAAAAAAGGACCUGUGCCAUUAUUAGAAGUUUGUUUGCAGUGUCCAAUAUCUAGUGGCAAAGACUCUUUUACCCUGUUUGUUAACACUAUCGGUUGUUUGCUUUUACCCUGUUUGUUAACACUAUCGGUUGUUUGCUUUUUAAUUCUGUAAGAAUUUUUUCAAGAGGGAUACGACAGCUGGCCACUCUCCGUGGCAGGUCUUAGCACUGCUGUGUCCUGUCAAGUUCAGCUGACAUCUGCAUUUUGCAGAGUAACCACUUGGAAAUCCACCUGGUACAAACUGAUAAACUGGAGUAGCCUUGAGAGGGAUAGUGAGUGUGUAUUUCCCUUGCUGCUUAUAGUGCCUAAAGCGUGAAGAAACCGAUGUAUGAGGUGAGCGUGCCUUGCAUUUUGCCAUGAGUUCUGCAGUAUUAAUGGAAAACAAAUUGCUUACAAGGAGGAAUUCUAACACUUGAAUUUUUUCCUUCUUACUAGGGACUUCCCCCUAGAGUAGCAGACAGCUGCUGUAAAGGAAUUGGGUCUCUUUCCCACAGACAGGUUUUUAAUUAAGUCACACUCCACUUUUCUGUCUAGGUAAGACUGCCUAACUUCAGAGCGAAAGACAUCCUCAGCUAGCUGACAUAAACUAUUUUAACUGACUUAGAGAUGUCCCCAACUCAAAACGUUUUCUCUGACUAGUCUAAACACUACUUGGGCAGAGCGGGUGAAUUCUAUAUAUGCAGGCUGUUCCACUGGUGUUGGUUGAUGUCUGGGUCGCCUGCAGUUACAGGGGCUUAACUCGCCAGCAAAAGCCCAGCACAGCUGAGCUGCCAGGAGGUGGGAUUUAGAUCUGCUUUGCAAUCGAGAUUGUGAGACCUCAGUUGUACUUAAAAAAACCAUGACACUAAAACCCCAUGCAGCGUAACUGUUGCGUACGGUCCGGUGUCAGCACGCACCCCACCUCUGCACCACACGCUCCACGAAGGCACCUAACCAGACGGGAGAGGGCGAGUGCAUCCACAGCUCCUUGCGAGGGAGGUGCUGAGGUCUUUCUGUGAACUUGGCUGUAUGCUAGGAGAGUCCGCACUGGAGCGCAGUGCUGCUGGUGAGGAGUAGCUAGUUACCACAAGGCUGUAGGCAACUUCUGCACGUGUAGCUUAGUGCAGGGGGCUGUGAGCUGCUGUUGGCACCUGACCCCCAGGAACUACAUCUGCUCUGUAAAGAGCCUCUUCUCAGGAGUGGCACUAGGAACAGGAAACGAUGCUCAGGCUGGAGGAAAGCUCCAGGUACUCCAGGUACGGAAUGUAGGAGGAAGUCUCAAAGGCCUCCUAGAUGAAAGCAAGCCAGAGGGUUUAGUACAGGCCAGUUGCUUUUAAUACAACAAGAUCCAAGACUCUGGAUUCUUUAACGUGUGUGAGCAGCAAAUGGUUCUUAGCCCAUCUGUCGUGAAACUGGGCCAGGAAAGCAUUCUUUGCAAUGGUGGGCUGAAUGCUGCUCUGCUCCUGACUGUAACUGUGCUUCAUUUUGAACACGGACCUUGCGCGUGUUCCAGGUAGAGAGUGUGUUUACUGUGCCUCCCUGGUGUCACUGCAGUUUGGGGCGGGGGGGAUGUGUGGCCUUAUUAUGAAAGACAUCUGCAUUUGAAAUAGUGACGGUAGUGUCUGAUGCUAGUGUUAGGCAGAUACGCUUUUGCCUGGUUACAUUUCGGUAACAUAUCUUAAGUUCUAUGCUUACAGAAAGCUGUAUCCAUAAAACGGCAGCACUUCCCCACCGUGUGUGAAAAGCAAUUCUUAAAUGGGGGGGAGUGUCUUAAUUUAAUGAUACUUAAGUUGCUAAGAUCUCGAUUUCACUUCCAUAUUAGGGAAAAAAAAGUACACUACCGUUAUAUCAGGCAGUUAAAGUAAAUUGUGAAUGAUGCCCGUGAGUCUCUCCCUAGCAUAGUUUACAGUCGUUUGGCACAUUUAGAAGAGAUGCAGUGAUCAGAAACAAUGCAAGAAUGCAGCGGAUGCACAGCCUGAAUAAGCACAUCACUUCUGAAAUCAGCUGAGGGCAACGAACUGGGAUAAUAGAAAUACACAGACUGAACUGUUUUUCCCCAGCACCUAAGCUGGUGUAUUACAAAGGACGUCUCCUGGCCUGGUGCACAUAAAGCUCGUCCCGUACGCCAGAGCCCAGUGCACUAUUGUUGGGUCAGAUCUGCAGCCAAUUCAAACAAUGGCACUAAGCACUACAACCUUCCCCCACUCAUCUCUGUAGCCUGUUACCUCAAAAAUCUGAUUAGUUACUCCUGACAUGCCAGCAUUAACCACUUUGCUCCUUGUUCUCGUGCUAGAAAUGCUGAGUUUAUGCACUCCAAGUGCCAUCGGAGAGGAUGGCGGGUAGGGAAGAGUAUGUAAAGAUUUGAAGAUCUGUCUGUAUUGUUUUUCAAUAUUCAAGUAAAAUCUGCUUUUAGAAAAGGGGCCGGAAUGUUGUCAGGUAAGGGGUGUAACAAUCCUGUCUGCAAAGUGCAGGAUCACUGAAGGUUUUUUAGGUGUUCUGUUUUGUUGUUUUUUUUUUUUUGUUGGGCAGUAAAUCAUUUUAACAGUUUAAUAAAUACUUCUGAAAAACAAGUAU
Molecule: messenger RNA, 3921 nt
Organism: Aptenodytes forsteri (emperor penguin)
Lineage: Eukaryota; Metazoa; Chordata; Aves; Sphenisciformes; Spheniscidae
Gene: RILPL1
Product: Rab interacting lysosomal protein like 1
Exons: 8
Coding region: 16-873 (285 amino acids)
Biological process (GO): cilium assembly
Cellular component (GO): ciliary basal body; cytoplasm
Molecular function (GO): protein dimerization activity
Source: RefSeq, a predicted model, not a curated record